AUGGAAGCUGGAAGCAAUGUGGAUAGCAGCUGUGUGCUGCGGGAAUCUCGGCACAGGAAGACGGUUUGGCAGGCCUGGCAAAAGAAGGCCCUGCUAUCAGCUUUCAGCAAGAACCAAUACCCGAGCUUCUGGGACAGGCAGGAACUGGCCAGGCAAAUACAGCUCCCUGUGUCCCGCAUCCGAGUGUGGUUUCAGAACCGAAGAAGUCGCACUGGAGAGGUGAGGCACGGCCCAAAGCGGUCCAGCAGAGGCUCCAUUCCGCUAGCCUCCCAACAGCUCGAGGAAGGCUUUGGCUCCAGGUCACAAGGUAGCAGCAUGCCCUCGGACAGCAGAAGGCCUCGCACUCGACUCAACUUGCAACAGCGCAGGAUCCUAGUGCAAGCCUUUGAGAGGAACCCGUUGCCAGGCUUUGCUACCAGGGAGGAGCUGGGCCAGAGGACAGGUUUGCCCGAGGACACGAUCCACAUAUGGUUUCAGAACAGAAGAGCACGGCGAGCCCGCGCUCCGGAUCAAGAUGUGCCUGCUUCACAAGUGCAGGAUGUGGCAACUGGAGGUCUCAGUGGCAGGGAUGAGGCAGCACAGGACAUCCUGUUGCCGCUGGCUGCUGCAGGAGGUGUGGGCAUGGAGAACUCGAGCUCCAGCGACCAGCCCCACUUCCACAAAGAGUCCCAGCAUCCCCAAGUGGCACUGCCCGAAGGACCAGGCCAAUCACACACAGCCACUCAAACAUACCAGGCAGGACCUCUGGAACUCCUCCUUGAUGAACUGCUGGAAGAAGACCAAGUGGAGGGUCACGGGCCAUUCCCUCUGGAUCUGGAUGGAAAUUCUGGUGGCAAGGAGCACGAGGGUGUCCAGGAAUCCAUCUUGCAACUGGCUGCCACGGACUGUGUUUCCAAGGAAUCCUCGAGUUAUAGCGACCCAGCCAAUUUCUGCAGAGAGUCUCAGCUACCACAAUGGGCACAGCCUGAAGGACAAGGCCAAGAACAGGCUCUCACUCAAGCAUGCAACAUUGGCCCUGUGGAACUCCUCCUGGAUCAACUGCUGAUGGAAGUUGGAGGGGAGACCCACUCCCCAGGCCCUGUGCAUCUGGAAGGUGCAGGGCAGCAAAUGGACGCAACACCUGAGCUGCCUCUGUCUCAAGAAGAAUAUCAGGUGGGAGGCGUGGCAGGUGUAGAGCUUCGUGGCAUGACCUUGAUUCAAGGGUCUGGAGGUCGACUCGGUCCUGACUCUAUUCUCCAGCUUGAGGACUCCUGGCAUCGAAUCCUUAGGAGCAUGGAAGCUGGAAGCAAUGUGGAUAGCAGCUGUGUGCUGCGGGAAUCUCGGCGCAGGAAGACGGUUUGGCAGGCCUGGCAAAAGAAGGCCCUGCUAUCAGCUUUCAGCAAGAACCAAUACCCGAGCUUCUGGGACAGGCAGGAACUGGCCAGGCAAAUACAGCUCCCUGUGUCCCGCAUCCGAGUGUGGUUUCAGAACCGAAAAAGUCGCACUGGAGAGGUGAGGCACGGCCCAAAGCGGUCCAGCAGAGGCUCCAUUCCGCUAGCCUCCCAACAGCUCGAGGAAGGCUUUGGCUCCAGGUCACAAGGUAGCAGCAUGCCCUCGGACAGCAGAAGGCCUCGCACUCGACUCAACUUGCAACAGCGCAGGAUCCUAGUGCAAGCCUUUGAGAGGAACCCGUUGCCAGGCUUUGCUACCAGGGAGGAGCUGGGCCAGAGGACAGGUUUGCCCGAGGACACGAUCCACAUAUGGUUUCAGAACAGAAGAGCGCGGCGAGCCCGCGCUCCGGAUCAAGAUGUGCCUGCUUCACAAGUGCAGGAUGUGGCAACUGGAGGUCUCAGUGGCAGGGAUGAGGCAGCACAGGACAUCCUGUUGCCGCUGGCUGCUGCAGGAGGUGUGGGCAUGGAGAACUCGAGCUCCAGCGACCAGCCCCACUUCCACAAAGAGUCCCAGCAUCCCCAAGUGGCACUGCCCGAAGGACCAGGCCAAUCACACACAGCCACUCAAACAUACCAGGCAGGACCUCUGGAACUCCUCCUUGAUGAACUGCUGGAAGAAGACCAAGUGGAGGGUCACGGGCCAUUCCCUCUGGAUCUGGAUGGAAAUUCUGGUGGCAAGGAGCACGAGGGUGUCCAGGAAUCCAUCUUGCAACUGGCUGCCACGGACUGUGUUUCCAAGGAAUCCUCGAGUUAUAGCGACCCAACCAAUUUCUGCAGAGAGUCUCAGCUACCACAAUGGGCACAGCCUGAAGGACAAGGCCAAGAACAGGCUCUCACUCAAGGGUGCAACAUUGGCCCUGUGGAACUCCUCCUGGAUCAACUGCUGAUGGAAGUUCGAGGGGAGACCCACUCCCCAGGCCCUGUGCAUCUGGAAGGUGCAGGGCAGCAAAUGGACGCAACACCUGAGCUGCCUCUGUCUCAAGAAGAAUAUCAGGCUCUGCUGGAUAUUCUCUGA
Messenger RNA from Rattus rattus (black rat), 2445 nucleotides. RefSeq lists its product as uncharacterized. Gene Ontology annotation, molecular function: DNA binding. Lineage: Eukaryota; Metazoa; Chordata; Mammalia; Rodentia; Muridae. The record is from RefSeq and is a predicted model, not a curated record. The transcript is spliced from 3 exons. The coding region runs from base 1 to 2445 and encodes 814 amino acids.